Messenger RNA from Cervus elaphus (red deer), 1394 nucleotides. Its product is annotated as zinc finger protein 580. Gene Ontology annotation, cellular component: nucleus. Bases 185 to 1225 code for a protein of 346 amino acids. Gene Ontology annotation, molecular function: DNA-binding transcription activator activity, RNA polymerase II-specific; RNA polymerase II cis-regulatory region sequence-specific DNA binding. The record is from RefSeq and is a predicted model, not a curated record. The transcript has 2 exons. NCBI's taxonomy places the organism in Eukaryota, Metazoa, Chordata, Mammalia, Artiodactyla, Cervidae. Gene Ontology annotation, biological process: regulation of transcription by RNA polymerase II.
UUUGGGCCUCUCUGGGCCUCGGUUUCCCCGUUUUGCGGGCGGGCGGAUCCCAGCGGGGACACGUCGGCGCCCAGCCUGGCCUCUGGACCUGGGACCUGCACCAGCCCCGCGGGCAGAAACGUCGGUCCUCCAGCCCUCGGCCUCGCGGGGCAGCGGACGCAGGCGGGAUGGCCGGGGCGAGGGUAUGGCCUGGGCGCCCCCGCUUGGGCGGGGCUUCGGCGGACGCAGCCCCGCCCACCCUCGUCUACCCUCCGACCUCGGUCCCAGGCCCCGAGCAGCUCCCGGCGCGGGCGGGAGGGGAGCGGGCAGUCGCUGCGGUUCCCGCGCCCUGGCCCCUUCGCCGCUCCCGACCCCCAGAAGCUCAACAGCAGCGGAACCUUCGCUGCGGCGCGCGCUUCCGGCCGGCGCCGUUUCCCAGGGACGCCGCCGCCCCUCGCGCCCCGCGCCCGCGCCCCCCGCGCCCGCGUCCCCGGCGCCGCCGGCCCGGAGCUCCCCGAAGCCUCGGCCCCGCCGCCGCCGGCCCUCGCGAGGGGAAGCCCGGGCCGUACGGGACCUCGGCCCGCUCCUCCGGACCCGAGAGGCCGCUGCACCGGGUAGGAGGUCAGUGGGACAGAGGGCCGCGAGCGCUGAGACGACGGGGACACUGUCCCCGGGCAGCGGCCGUGUUGACCUGUCUCCCCUCCGCCGCUCCCAGCUGCCGCUCCGGAUGCUGCUGCUGCCGCCGCGGCCCCCCCACCCUCGGGCCUCCUCUCCCGAGGCCAUGGACCCGCCGCCCCCCAAGGCGCCCCCUUUCCCCCCGGCGGAGGGCCCUACGUCCACUGCGUCCUCGGCGGCGGGGCCCCGGCCCCCGCGGCUGGGCCGCCACCUGCUCAUCGACGCCAACGGGGUUCCCUACACGUACACGGCGCCGCUGGAGGAGGAGCCGCGCGGCCCGGCCCCGCGCGAGGCGCCUCCCGGAGAGCCCGGGCCGCGCAAGGGCUACAGCUGCCCCGAGUGCGCCCGCGUCUUCGCCAGCCCCCUGCGGCUGCAGAGCCACCGCGUGUCGCACUCGGACCUCAAGCCCUUCACGUGCGGCGCCUGCGGCAAGGCCUUCAAGCGCUCCAGCCACCUGUCGAGGCACCGUGCCACGCACCGCGCCCGCGCUGGCCCGCCGCACGCCUGCCCGCUCUGCCCGCGUCGCUUCCAGGACGCCGCGGAGCUGGCGCAGCACGUGCGGCUGCACUGAGCCGGCGGGCGGCCCCGGCCCGGCGCCCCGCGUGCAGCUCCCGGGUGGUGAGCGCCUGCCGUCUGCGCGGGAGGGUCGACCACAGACCGCGGCAGCGGCCCGGUUCGCUUCCGUGUCUCCCCUCGCACCUGCCACCCUCACCCUCUCUCAAUAAACAUUCCGCACUUCA